Lolium rigidum is the source of this 1785-nucleotide messenger RNA. Its product is annotated as extensin-like. Lineage: Eukaryota; Viridiplantae; Streptophyta; Magnoliopsida; Poales; Poaceae. The transcript has 2 exons. The record is from RefSeq and is a predicted model, not a curated record. The coding region runs from base 7 to 1569 and encodes 520 amino acids.
UCAAGCAUGGCAGCUCCCAGAGCACUUGUGCUCGGCCUUUGCGCCCUCCUGCUGGCGAUCGCCGUCGCCAAUGCCGAGGCGGCGUCCGUCGUCGUCGGUCUGGCCAAGUGCGCCGACUGCACCAGGAAGAACAUGAAGGCCGAGGAAGCUUUCAAGGGUCUUCAGGUGGCGAUCAAGUGCAAGAACAUCCACGGCGAGUACGAGAGCAAGGCGGUGGGCGGCCUAGACGGCACCGGCGCCUUCAGCGUGCCUCUCGCCGCCGACCUCCACGGCGCCGACUGCGUCGCGCAGCUCCACAAUGCUGCCUCCAACGCUCCGUGCCCUGGCCAGGAGCCGUCCAAGGUCGUCCCUGUCUCCGAGGGCACCACCUACGGUGUCGUCGCCGGCGCCAAGACUACCGCAGCGUCGCCAGAAUGCGCGUCCGUGACUAUGUGCGGGCCGAUCAAGAAGCACUUUCUGGAGCACUUCCACCACAAGAAGCCCGUACCGCCCAAGCCAGAGCCCAAGCCGCAGCCCCAUCCAGACUAUCACCCCGUACCGCCCAAGCCAGAGCCCAAGCCGCAGCCGCACCCAGACUAUCACCCUGUCCCUCCCACUCCCACUUAUGGCGGUGGAGGUGGACACUCCUCCGCUCCGAUCUACCACGCGGAGUCUAAGACCAUGUUGGGUCCGAUCAAGAAGCACAUCAUUGAUCACUUCCACCACAAGAAGCCUGUGCCACCAAAGCCGGAGCCCAAGCCCCAGCCCCACCCCGACUAUCACCCCGUCCCUCCCACUCCCACUUAUGGUGGUGGAGGUGGACACCCCUCGAGUCCGAUCUACCACGCGGAGUCUAAAACCAUGCUGGGUCCGAUCAAGAAGCACAUCAUUGAUCACUUCCACCACAAGAAGCCCGUGCCGCCAAAGCCGGAGCCCAAGCCCCAGCCCCACCCCGACUACCACCCCGUCCCUCCCACCCCUACCUACGGUGGAGGAGGUGGACACCCCUCGGCUCCGAUCUACCAUGCGGAGCCAUCGCAGACCAUGUUGGGCCCGAUCAAGAAGCACAUCCUUGACCACUUCCACCACAAGAAGCCCGUGCCGCCAAAGCCAGAGCCCAAGCCACAACCUCACCCGGACUACCACCCCGUCCCUCCCACCCCCACCUACGGCGGAGGAGGUGGACACCCCUCCGCUCCGAUCUACCAUGCAGAGCCGUCAAAGACCAUGCUAGGACCGAUCAAGAAGCACAUCCUUGACCACUUCCACCACAAGAAGCCUGUGCCGCCAAAGCCGGAGCCCAAGCCACAACCUCAUCCAGACUACCACCCAGUCCCUCCCACCCCCACGUACGGAGGAGGAGGUGGACACCCCUCUACUCCGAUCUACCACGCAGAGUCAAAGACCAUGUUGGGACCGAUCAAGAAGCACAUCCUAGAACACUUCCACCACAAAAAGCCUGUGCCGCCCAAGCCAGAGCCCAAGCCACAGCCCCACCCCGACUACCACCCCGUUCCUCCCACCCCCACCUAUGGCAGCGGAGGUGGACACCCCUCGACCCCGAUCUACCACCCUCCUUCCCAGCACUGAAAUCUAUAUGGUUUCAUGUUCAGAUCAGUGAGUGAUCGACACCGUUGCUAUUUAUGAUCAGUUGCAUGCACGGUGGGUUUUGGUAUUUCUACCGUUCUCUGCCCCCUUUUCUUAAGUAUCCUCGGAACUCAAAGUUCAGAAUAACAGUUAUGAAGGAUAGAGGGAUUUCAAGGAAAUGUACGGGUAAUGUGUGUUUCUUUGCCAAGGCUUGUAAUA